UAAAUUAAACAUAAACAAGAAAGAAAAGACAAGAAAGUUAUACCAAACACAAUUAUUGUACCUUUUGACCUGCAAAGAGAAGGUGAUGGAUCAUGCAAGCUGCAAGGUAUGUGUCACAGGUGCUUCUGGUUACAUUGCUUCCUUGCUCAUCAACAAGCUCCUAGCUAAAGGCUACACUGUCCAUGCAACUCUCAGAAACUUAAAGGAUCAAUCUAAGGUGGACUUUUUGAAAAGCUUUCCACAAUCUCAACAAAAACUGGUCUUGUUUGAAGCAAAUAUUUACAACUCAGUUGAGUUUGAGCAUGCAAUUAAGGGCUGUGAAUUUGUCUUUCAUGUUGCCACACCCUUGAUACAUCAACCUGAAUCUCAGCAGUUCAAGGACAUUACGGAAGCAUCACUUGCUGGGUCAAAAAGCAUUGCAAUGUUUUGUAAGAAAGCAGGAACGGUGAAGCGUCUCAUUUACACCGGAUCUGUUGUAUCUGCUUCUCCCAUGAAAGAAGAUGGAACUGGUUUCAAAGAUGUAAUGGAUGAAACUUGUUGGACUCCUCUCAAUGAUUCACUCUCAUAUUUAUACCAUGAUGCUUAUGUUAAGGAUUAUGUUUAUUCAAAGACAGUGACAGAGAAAUACAUGUUGAGUUGCGGGAACAAUGAAAAUGGUGGAGGGUUGGAGGUGGUUACUCUUCUAUGUGGGGUUGUAGGAGGGGACACUCUUCAAUUCUUCACACCUAGUAGUGUGGAAAUAUGUAUCUCACAGAUUACAGAAAAUGCAAAGGGAUACAAAUCAUUGGAGUUUGUUCAGGAAUUUCUUGGGAAAAUCCCUCUUGUACAUGUUGAUGAUGUUUGUGAGGCUCAUAUGUUCUGCAUGGAAAGUAGCUCAAUCAAUGGAAGAUUCUUAUGUGCUAGUUCCUAUGUUUCGAUACAAGAGAUCGCUGAUCAUUACGUUCUUCAUUAUCCAGAAUUCACUGUUAAUCAAGAAUAUGCAGAUGGGCCAAAGAAGGAUAUGAAGUGGGGGUCAACAAAACUAUGUGACAAAGGAUUUGUAUAUAAAUAUGAUGCUAGGAUGAUAUUGGAUGAUUGUAUCAAAUGUGCUAGAAGGAUGGGUGAUCUUCAGUCUCCAUAUAUAUAUAUAUACAUCUAAUUUGUAAUAUAAAAGUACAGUUAUCUUAAAUAUUGAGGUGAAAACUUAUUCAGGUGUGUUGAAAGGGAAAUCAGUGCCAAAAUCCCAUCUAUCUAGCAAGAUAUCCAACCAAAUCAAGUGAAUCGGUAUAUGAAGAUGUGGCUGAAACUGUCUCACUCAUAUCAGAUUCUGAAGUUUGUGCAUUAUAUUCAAAAUAGUAUUCUGACAAAAAAAAAACGAUUUGAUUAUAAACUUUCCGGUGAUUAUUGUCAAGAAAUGAAAUUAAAAAAUCAUGAACUAAACCGAAUCGCCAAAUCCAAUCAAACUAAAGUUAAAAUAACCGAACAGUUAUGUUUGGUUAGUGAACCAAACCAUAUUAUACAAACCAUUGUGGCAUUGUUGUCAUAUGAGUCUGAAUACAUCUCAACUUACAAUGCAGCCUGUCAAGGUGUCUAGUUGCAGUCAUUGCUGUGUGAAAUAAAGAUUGACAAAGAAGAAAAUGCAGAGUUUAUGGUAGAAGUGAUUUAUCAACUUUUAUAAAUAUCUCAUACACCUCAUGGGAAAAGCAAGCACAUAGAAACUAAAUUCCACCAUUUUAGAAACCAAGUAAGUAAAUGGAAGACUGCAAAACUAAUAAUCAAAUCAAAAAGUAAGAACCCUUUAAGAUAAGAUGAUAUUUUUUUUCCAUGGUGAGGAAAAAAAGCAGGAAGUAGAUGAACCACAUACUGCAGAAGAAUAUAUCAAAGAUCGUGAAUGAAGCUAUUUGACAGUUUUCGCUGUAAUAUCUAAUAUUCAACUGCAUUUUAAAACAUGUAUAGAAGUUAUAUCAUUAUCAUCUGAGGUUUGAUGAAUAUUUCUUAAAUUAGAAGAUAAUAGUAGUACAGGUUUGAAUCCACAACUAGCAAAAAACUGUAUUCUGAAAAUUGAAUUAUUAAUGUCAACAAUCCUAUAUAUAUCCUUUUCAAUAAUUGCAGUCUUCCGAAGAAAAGUCUAGCAACAUUGCCCUGCCAAGAUAUUCUAUUAUAAGGUGGACUGAUAAAUCAGCCACAUUGAUAUAUCAAAGUUCAUUUAUCC
This is a messenger RNA of Vicia villosa (hairy vetch), 2191 nucleotides long. RefSeq names its product anthocyanidin reductase ((2S)-flavan-3-ol-forming)-like. Bases 86 to 1138 code for a protein of 350 amino acids. Gene Ontology annotation, molecular function: oxidoreductase activity, acting on the CH-OH group of donors, NAD or NADP as acceptor. The record is from RefSeq and is a predicted model, not a curated record. The transcript has 5 exons. NCBI's taxonomy places the organism in Eukaryota, Viridiplantae, Streptophyta, Magnoliopsida, Fabales, Fabaceae.